CCUCUGCACAUGGCGGCGCAGCCGUCGCCAGGCCAUUUUGUUUUUGUUGUGGACUGGCAGUCGCGUUUCUCGAAGCGCACCGUGUACGUAGCGGAGCUUGCGGCGCUGUUCUUGUGUUCGUGUAUUCCAGUAACUAAUGGGAAAGUCAAAGGACAGCAUGCCACAGCCAGCAUCAAAGGACACAGCAGCAACUGGUUAUGAUGCGGCAGGGGAUCCAGUUAGAAAGCCAUGCAGUGAGGCACCAACUGGAAACGCCACUGCAGAAGAUCCUCUAAUACCCGGCGGCAGGAUGAAGGUGCCACUGACGCUGGGGCCUGAGUCGUGCACCGUCGUAUGUCCAGCGUGUUACCAAACCAUCCAGACAGACGUGGAGGUCAAAACAACAUCCGAGACAAACGUACUUCCUAUCCUAUGCGAUCUCAUUUCGUGCUGCUGCUGUUGCUGUAUGCUGUUUCUAUGGUUUGAAAACGGCCAUCAUGACCACUCCGUCGACUCCUGCUGUUGCACCGACUGUGAGUGCAGCUAUAAGGAUACCCAUGAAGUGAGGCAACACUACUGCCCCAGCUGUAAAGCUUUCAUUGGGGCUUACGAGAAAUAGCUGUCCAAUGAGUCCACUUGUUCAAUACUCUGUUGCUGUGAGCUGAACUAACCACCCCGAGUAUAAACUCCACCUAUGUGAUGCUUUGAACUAACAGUGAAGAUUUACUUCAUUUUAUAACCAUCAAAUCGCCGAAGUGCCAAAAAUGUUAUGUUAGUACAGUUGCAGAUUUUCUUUUUCUAAGUUUACCAAUACGUGUUCCACUGUGUAAUGCAAGACAAGAAAUAAAAGACUGAAAAAUGUCA
Messenger RNA from Schistocerca serialis cubense, 843 nucleotides. RefSeq lists its product as uncharacterized. The record is from RefSeq and is a predicted model, not a curated record. The coding region runs from base 137 to 598 and encodes 153 amino acids. The transcript has 4 exons. NCBI's taxonomy places the organism in Eukaryota, Metazoa, Arthropoda, Insecta, Orthoptera, Acrididae.